Symbiodinium sp. CCMP2456 is the source of this 186-nucleotide messenger RNA. NCBI's taxonomy places the organism in Eukaryota, Dinophyceae, Suessiales, Symbiodiniaceae. The record is from the annotation of a GenBank genome assembly.
AUGGGUGUCGUGGCCGGCUCUAUGUCCUACGCGGCGUACACCGAGAAAUGGUUUGAGCUUACCCGCCUGAACAUCUACAAAGGCGUCGAUCCGGAUGUGUCAAGGGGAGCUCAGCUCAUGGAUGCGGGUUCCAUCAACUUCCUGCCGGGUACCCACGCCAUGCUGAACAUCUCCAUGGGCUUCAAG